This is a messenger RNA of Microthlaspi erraticum, 471 nucleotides long. The record is from the annotation of a GenBank genome assembly. NCBI's taxonomy places the organism in Eukaryota, Viridiplantae, Streptophyta, Magnoliopsida, Brassicales, Brassicaceae.
AUGGCUCGGACCAAGCGAGGAAGGAAAACACAUAAGAAAAUCACGCAAGUUACUACUAAGGUGGUGGAAGAUCAGCCGGAGUUAGGAGACGAUGGACCUGUGGAAAACCAGCCGGAGUUAGGAGAUGAUGGACCUGUUGAAAACCGGCCGGAGUUAGGAGAUGAUGGACCUAUGGAGGAGCAGACGGAAGUAGGAGGUGAUGGACCUUUGGCAGAUGAACUUGAUCGUGAAGAGGAGGAAGAACAUGAAGGUGAAAUUUUGUUAUCAGAACAUGAUGACUCUGCAGCUGAACCUAGACGUAAGAGACAGCGAGGUCUGACUAUGAUGAAAAACAUAGCCAAGGAUCCAAACAACAAACUGCGAGUACAGUACACUUUCACAGGUGAACCAUAUGGUUAUAGAUCAGUAAAAUUGUCUUCAUACUUAGGUCCACUGGUCCGAGAACAUGUUCCUGUGACACUUACAAGUUGA